AUGAAUCAUGGUAGAGGUAUAUUAAUGCCAUUAAAUCCAGAGAAUAUUCCAUCUCAUGCUAAUUCUCAUCAGCAACAUAUACUUGCUAUUAGUAGAAAUCUACGUCGAUAUUAUGCUACACGAAUACUUAACUUAAAUGGAACUAUUAUAUCUGAACGUCGUUUAUCAACUAAUUUAACAAAUGAAUUAACAAAUGAAAGAAAUAAAUUAACAAAUGAAAGAAAUGAAAAUGUGUCACUUAAUAAUCAAUUAACAAAUGAAAGAUUAUAUCAAAGUGAAAUUGUUAUCGAUGAUAUUAUUGGAGAAAUUGAGAAGAAAGAAGAAGUAGUUCGAUUUUAUUUGAUGUAA
This is a messenger RNA of Rotaria sordida, 348 nucleotides long. NCBI's taxonomy places the organism in Eukaryota, Metazoa, Rotifera, Eurotatoria, Philodinida, Philodinidae. The record is from the annotation of a GenBank genome assembly.